AGUUAUGAAUGUGAGCCAGUGCGAACUAACUGCAAUCACCUAGCCGUGAGCGUUUGCAACGAACGCGUACUCAGGACAGCGGCCGCGAGAUAGAUCGAAACGAAUUUGCAUACAAAUAGAGAUACAAAAAAAAAAGCAACACUCCUAAAAAUUCGUUGACGGAUUAUAAAUUUGUUAAUCAAAACUAAGAUCUUUAAGAAUUACGUAUACGCAUUAUCAAUGAUCUAAUGAAACAGUAGUGAAGUGAAAAGAGCCGAUUGUGAAAGUUUAUUUAUUAGCUUAAAAGAAAGACGCGACCCAGUUAUGGCGAUCGAUAGCAAAAUUUUGGAAAACAACAAGUCUGCAGAUAAAAUACUUAAUAGCAGUGACUUAAAUGGAAGUAACAUAAUUAGUCAUAGUAUUAAGAACAACAAAAAAGACGGGGAAAAUGAACCCAAAGAUGAUUCCGAGAACUGGGAAGGGCUCGGGAUUUUGCAAAAAACAAGGCGUAUGAUUUCUCUAAUUACUGUUGAACCUAUUUUGGCUUGUUACGUAAUGCCAUCGGUAUUAGCAGCAUUAGCCACACAGAAUCUAUAUUUAGAAAAAGCUUGUCGAGUCAAUCUGAGGUUUGAACACCACGUGUGUGAUGCACUUACGAGACGAGAAACAACAAAUUACACUUUCGAAGAAGAAGCCGUCCAAACAUUAGUGGCUUCUGUAACAGGCUGGAAAACUGUUCUACAAUCGUUUUUGCCUUGCUUCAUAUUAAUAUUCCUCGGAGCGUACAGUGACCGAGUUGGGCAAAGGAAAUUUUGCAUGCUCCUUCCAAUCGUAGGGGAGUUCCUCACAAGCAUCGGUCUCAUUGUGAACACAUACUUCUUCUACGAGUUGCCAGUUGAGGUUGCGGCCGUGACAGAAGCAAUAUUCCCCGCACUAACCGGAGGCUGGUUCACGAUGUUUAUGGGGGUGUUUAGUUACAUUGGUGACGUUACGACCGAAGAACAACGGACUUUAAGGAUAGGAAUUGUGAAUUUGUUUCAUUCCGUGGGAGUACCUGUGGGGGCUGCGCUCAGCGGGAUUUUAGUGAGGAAAAUCGGAUUAUACGGUGUGUUUUCCGUUAGUGCUACUUUGUACAUACUGAGCUUCAUGUAUGGAUUCUUCAGGAUCAAGGAGGUUAAAAAAAUUGAUCCAUCUGUGAAACCACCAAAGAACUGCUGCCAUUGGCUUCGUGACUUCUUCGAUACAAAGUAUGUCAAGGAAACAUUGAUGGUGGCGUUCAAGAAAGGUCCUAAUAAUAGAAGACUACGAGUCAUAAUGCUGGUCGUGGUGCUCUGUGUUAUCAUUGGACCCAUAUAUGGGGAGAUGUCCGUUGUGUACCUUUACACUAGAUUCAGGUUUAAUUGGAAUGAGGUUGACUUCAGUAUGUUCUCAACGUACGCUAUGUGCACUUCAUUACUAGGAACCCUAUUUUCGGUCGGAGUCUUCAGUCACGUUAUGAAGUUAGACGAUGCUAUAAUUGGAGUGAUUUCCUGCACAAGCAAAAUACUAGCUGGAUUCAUGUACGCUUUUGCAACGAAAACAUGGCAUAUUUACUUAGCACCUUUAAUUGAAAUAUUUAACGGAACAUCGUUCAUAGCUAUGAGGUCAAUGAUCUCGAAGUUGGUGGAAAGGGAUGAGUUAGGAAAAGUGAACUCCUUCUUCGGUCUCGCCGAAGCGAUGAUGCCACUCAUUUAUGCUCCAAUGUAUACGACGGUCUACACGGCUACGAUUAAAUCUUUCCCGGGAGCUUUCUUCUUACUCGGAGGGGGUCUCACGACGCCAGCCGUUCUCAUUUUUAUGUGGCUCUACCUAGCGAACAAGAAGUACAGUAAACGACAAGACCCCAAGAUCGAGAAGCCAAUCGAGGUUAAAGCCUCCGAAAUGUUAGAGAAAUCUGGCGUCGACAACAAAGCAUACGUGGCGGACAGUGAAACAUACAAACAGGAAAACAUGGAAAAGCAACUAAAUGUUCCCGAAACUUCUAUAGAAAACGUCAACCAAUCUCAAAUCGAAAUGGGAUUUACUGAGAGUAUGCUGUGCAACAGUAAAAUACAGCAUUAACAAAUGACGAAUUUUCUUAAUUUCUUUUGCCAUCAGUUUUUUAUGACAAGUUAAAAUGUGUUCGUUUAACCUACUUUCACGUAGUAAUGACACAACGGAUCCACAUAAUUUUUGCUGUUUUUUUUUCUGGGAGCACAGCAUGUUGGAAUACCGGAUUAAUAGGUACCAAUAACUUAAGUAUUUCUCGAAGUAAUCUUUGUAAAAUAGAAUUGAAAUUUCGAUCUCAAAACUCAAGAUAGGUGGCAGCAUCACGUUCUCAUAUCUAUGGGCUCUGGUAUCCACUUUACACCAGGUGAGCCAAGGAAUAUGUAGACGUCUAAAAUAUAAUUAAAAAAAAAAAUCGAUUGAGUGGCAGCAACACAUGACUUAAAUUAAUUCAGGAAACAUGAUAUUGAUAUUGGAAACAUGAUGGAAACAUAAUUACAAAAAAAGCGGGUGAAACCGCGGAGGGCACCGAUUUUCUAAUAAACAAUAUUUUGUUAAAGUUUUGUGCGUAUUGUGUACUGUUUUCUGCGUUAGUGAUAUUUGAUUUAAUUAGUAUUUUAAAUGCAAAGGUAUCGAUGGUACAUGUAUAAAUUAGUAAGUACGGUACAUACGUACGGUACCUACCCACCUUUGUUAAUUUAACGUAAUGUUUGACAUUAGAAGAAAGCCAUCGGA
This is a messenger RNA of Bombyx mandarina (wild silkworm), 2739 nucleotides long. RefSeq names its product lysosomal proton-coupled steroid conjugate and bile acid symporter SLC46A3. Gene Ontology annotation, cellular component: membrane. Gene Ontology annotation, biological process: transmembrane transport. Lineage: Eukaryota; Metazoa; Arthropoda; Insecta; Lepidoptera; Bombycidae. The record is from RefSeq and is a predicted model, not a curated record. Gene Ontology annotation, molecular function: transmembrane transporter activity.